Molecule: messenger RNA, 459 nt
Organism: Lodderomyces beijingensis
Lineage: Eukaryota; Fungi; Ascomycota; Pichiomycetes; Serinales; Debaryomycetaceae
Source: the annotation of a GenBank genome assembly
AUGUCAAAUUCAGAGUGGGACUCAGUAACCAUUAUUGGCCAAAAAGCCAGAAUCGGCGGCGGCGGCCCCAGAGAAAAUGUGGCAAAGACGCAAUCGCAAUUGAACGCAGCAAGGAGACAAGGUUUAGUGGUUGGAACCGAAAAGAAAUACGGUACAUCCAACACCAAGUCGAACCCCGAAGGUCAAAGAUUAACGAAAUUAGACGCUACUGACGACGUUGUUGCUGUAAAGAAGGUCGACACCAAUGUGGGCAAAGCCAUCUCAAAGGCAAGACAGGAGAAGAAGUUUACCCAAAAGGACUUGGCUACCAAAGUGAAUGAAAAGCCAAAUGUCAUUAACGACUACGAAGCUGGAAGAGCCAUCCCUGACCAACAAGUGUUGGGAAAACUAGAGCGAGCCUUGGGCGUUAAGUUGAGAGGAAAGAACAUCGGGGAGCCCUUGUUUGCAAAGAAGUCAUGA